Messenger RNA from Hydra vulgaris (swiftwater hydra), 1122 nucleotides. Its product is annotated as putative ascorbate peroxidase. Gene Ontology annotation, molecular function: peroxidase activity; heme binding. NCBI's taxonomy places the organism in Eukaryota, Metazoa, Cnidaria, Hydrozoa, Anthoathecata, Hydridae. The record is from RefSeq and is a predicted model, not a curated record. Gene Ontology annotation, biological process: response to reactive oxygen species; hydrogen peroxide catabolic process; cellular response to oxidative stress.
AUGGCAAAAGUGAUAUGUGUUUGGGUUAUAAUACUCUUAAAUACAAUCCAUGCAUUUGAGUUCAUGCAAUAUCAUGAAAAGUUUGAAGAUUCGGUAAAGUCGGAAAAUAUAACUCAAGUUCCUUUGAAGAAAACUGAAAAUAAUUUGCAACUUAUACCAUCUCGUUUUGAGUUUGAACGGGCAAAAUCAAAUCUUGCAGAGUUAAUUGAAAACAGCAGAGUUGGUCGAGAUUUAAAAUUAAUAGCAGGCACAGUUCGUCUAGCUUUUCACGAUUGUGUAGGAGAAGAAAACUGUGAUGGAUGCAUUGAGUACACAAAUCCGGAUAACGCUGGAUUAGAUAAAAUUACGCGAAGUAUCGACACUUUGUAUGAUCUAGUUCACAAGAAUAAAAUAUCAAGAGCCGAUUUUUAUGCUCUAGCCGCAGUUGUUGCUCUCACUAGGUCCACUGCUGAUGUUAAAGAUAAAUACCAAGGCUUAAAGAAAUUCAAAGUAGGAAGAAAAGAUUGCAGCAAGUCUCCUAAAGAAGACAAACCUACUGUGCUCCCUAAGGCAUUAGCGGGAUUUAAAGAAACAUUUAACUUUUUUCAAAAAGAAUUUAAAUUUUCAGUCAAAGACACUGUCGCUUUACUAGGAGCACAUACACUAGGGGGUUGUUCAUCUAAAAACUCUGGAUUUCAAGGUGUUUGGGAUAAUGAUAUCUUUAAUAAACUUCAAAAAGGAAAUGACAAACUAGCUUCAACAAGUGUUCUUGAUAAUUCAUACUACGAUAUGUUUAUUAGAAUUGUACCAUGGAUCCAAGUAAAUCUCACAAACGGUAACACACAAUGGCAAGAAAUAUUUUUUCCUGUAGCUAAUGACAAAAUAAAAAAUAUAAAGAAUCAACAUCCGAUACUCUUAAACUCUGACUUAGCGCUUUCAUGGGAGAUUGAACCAGUAGAUAAAGCCGGAACAUCAUCUUGCUCACUUCACCCUGAAAUAACAUGCAAGCACUCUGCUGGCCACAAGUACGCACAAGCCUUUUUUCAAAACAAUACAUUAUGGUUACAGACAUUUACAGACGUUUUUAAUAGAAUGAUUGAAAAAAACCCAUACAAGCUAAAAGAAGCAUCAAAAUUAAAGUAA